This is a messenger RNA of Oxyura jamaicensis (ruddy duck), 1510 nucleotides long. It is a transcript of the gene GCNT3, whose product is annotated as glucosaminyl (N-acetyl) transferase 3, mucin type. The transcript has a single exon. Lineage: Eukaryota; Metazoa; Chordata; Aves; Anseriformes; Anatidae. Gene Ontology annotation, cellular component: membrane. The coding region runs from base 63 to 1454 and encodes 463 amino acids. Gene Ontology annotation, molecular function: acetylglucosaminyltransferase activity. The record is from RefSeq and is a predicted model, not a curated record.
AGGCUGUCAGGUUACUCUGCACAGGUGGCGCUGACUGAACAACUGCACCCUGCUGCAAGUCCAUGCAGGAGGUCAGCCAGGGCAAGGCAAGGCAAGGUACGGGCUGGUGGCUGUGGCCGUGCAGUGCGUCGCCCCUGAGUCGCACGUGUUGGAGCGGUGGGGGCAUGCGGCUGUGCGAGGGGAAGUCCCCAGCAACACGGCGGCGCUGUGCGCUGCUGCUUGGCUCCCUGCUGCUGGUCACUGCCCUGGCACUGCGCAGUGUCACCUGGCCCUGCCACGAUGGCCACCCCCGCUGCCGAGACCACCUCCACCAGGCUCUGGAGCUUCCCACCAGCCGAAGGAUCAACUGCGCAGGGGUUGUCAGCGGGGACGAGCAGGCAAUCCAGGAGGCAUUCCUCAGCAACCUGGAGACUAGAAACAAAAGGGCACCCCUGACACCCGAAGCGUACCUUAACAUGACGAAGGACUGCAGCAGCUUCAAGAAGACCCGGCGCUUCAUUGAAUUCCCACUUAGCGAGGAGGAGGCCAAGUUCCCCAUCGCCUACUCCAUGGUCAUCCAUGACAAAAUCGAGAUGUUCGAGCGGCUCCUGCGAUCCAUCUACGUGCCACAGAAUGUCUACUGUGUCCACAUAGACAGCAAGUCGCCAGCCACCUUCCAGGAGGCCGUGAGGGCCAUCGCCGCCUGCUUCCCCAACGUCUUUGUGGCCAGCCGCCUGGAGAGGGUGGUCUAUGCCUCCUGGUCACGCCUGCAGGCUGACCUCAACUGCAUGCAGGACCUGCUGCAGAGCCCCGUGCCAUGGCGCUACGUCCUCAACACUUGCGGCACCGACUUCCCCAUCAAGACCAACGCGGAGAUGGUCCGCGCCCUCCAGAUGCUGCAGGGGCAGAACAGCAUGGAGUCGGAGAAGCCGUCGUCCUACAAGCAGCUGCGGUGGAAGUACCACCAUGAAGUGGGGGAGGCCAUCUCCCAGACAGCCACUGAGAAGCUGCCGUCACCGCUCAGCUCCCCCAUGUUCACGGGCAGCGCGUACAUCGCGGUGACGCGGGCCUUCGUGCAGCACAUCUUCGAGGACCCCACAGUGCUGCAGUUUCUCGAGUGGGCCAAGGACACCUACAGCCCUGACGAGCACGUCUGGGCCACCCUCACCCGCGUGCCCGGCGUGCCGGGUGCCGUGCCCCAAAACGACAAGUUCCAGCUCUCGGACAUGAACGCCCUGCCCCGCCUGGUCAAAUGGCAGUACCUGGUGGGCGACACCAGCAAGGGAGCGCCCUACCCGCCCUGCACCGGCCGGUACCAGCGCGCCGUUUGCAUCUACGGGGUCGGAGACGUGUCCUGGAUGCUCCGGCAGCACCACCUCUUGGCCAACAAGUUCGACCCCCAGGUGGACGAUGCCGCCAUCCAGUGCCUCGAGGAGCACCUGCGCCACAGGGCCCUGCGCGGCGCGGGGCUCUGAGGGGAGCCGCCGCACAGCCCGCCCCGGCGGCGCCUGAGGGGCGGCGGAGGAGGAGC